This is a messenger RNA of Lolium perenne, 3696 nucleotides long. RefSeq names its product pentatricopeptide repeat-containing protein At3g14580, mitochondrial. Lineage: Eukaryota; Viridiplantae; Streptophyta; Magnoliopsida; Poales; Poaceae. The record is from RefSeq and is a predicted model, not a curated record. Gene Ontology annotation, molecular function: protein binding.
GUCUUCUCCGGGGGACAUCGCCCGACUCCGCCGCCGGAAACCCCAGCGGCGCCUCCGCCUCCCCUCCCCACUCCUUCCCCGGUCGCCGCCGGCCACCGGUCCUCCCACCAGCACAGUCCCCCUGCCCAAUAUUCCCCCGUUCAUCUACUCUCCCAAAUCCCACCUGCUUCCCACCCUCAUUCCAGCAGCAUGUCGAGAGCUCUAGCGCGCCGCGCGGCUCCCCCAUUCCUGCGGCUGCGCUCCACGGUGUUCGACGACGGGCACUGGAUGGGCCGCCUGGACCACAAGGACUGGCUCGCCCCGAACGAGGUCCUCAAGAUCUUCGCGAGCAUCCGGGACGCCGGUCUCAUAACCAGCGUCUUCAAGAAAGCGUGCGCCCGGAGGGACUACAAGCCCAGCGAGGCCCUCUACAGCCUGAUGAUCGACCGGCUCGCCGGCGCCAGGAGGUUCGGCGACGUGGAGGAGCUGCUGGCCAGGGCCAGGGUCGAGAAGUUCAGGUUCUCCGAUGAGUUCUUCUACAGGCUCAUCAAGAUGUACGGCAACGUGGCCAACCAUCCCGAGAAAGCCAUGGAGACCCUCUACGCGAUGCCCGGGUACAACUGCUGGCCUUCGACGAAGACGUUCAACUACGUUCUCCACAUGCUCGUGUGCAAGCGGCAGUACGAGGUUGUCCACGAGGUGUACGCUAGCGCGCCGAGGUUGGGCGUGGCGCUGGACACCUGCUGCUUCAACAUCCUUGUCAAAGGUUUGUGCCAGUUCGGCAAGUUCAACGAGGCCAUCUCGCUGUUGGAUGAGAUGCCGAAGCAGGAGUGCCUGCCUAAUGCGAAGACUUACUCGACGCUGAUGCAUUUCCUCUGCCAGAAAGGUCGGGUGGACGAGGCAUUUGAGCUGUUUGAGAGAAUGCGUAAGGAGGAAAUUGAGGCAGAUACAGUUGUUUACAAUAUAUUGAUCUCUGGUCUGUGCAAACAGGGAAGGGUGAACGUUGCGUUUGAUCAGUUUAAGUUGAUGUCGUCUGAAGGCUGCCAUCCUAAUUCAGGGACUUACCAGGUUCUUCUUGAUGGCCUCGUGGCCUCAAGAAUGUUCGUGGAGGCGAAAGGCCUAGUUGGCAUGAUGAGUGCAGAAGGUCUGAGGCCUAGCUUCUCGUCGUACAAGCUGCUAAUUGAUGGCCUUUGUACUGUUAACUGCUUAGAUGACGCACAUCAUGUCUUGAAGCAAAUGGUGGACCAUGGUUUUGUUCCUCGGAUGGGUACUUGGAGAAAACUUCUUACAUCUGUAUGCUAAACUGUAUUUUCAGGCCAGUGAUUUUGUGGACCUGACAAUACAGCUGAACAGGGUGCUUGUUUUGUUACUGGAACCAGUCGACCAACCAGCCUGUCUUUUCUUAGUAGACAUACAUAUUGAUCUUAUUUUAUGGGAAGUUUGGAACAUCAGGGUUGACAAUGUCCAAGAUCUGUUUACUAAUGCCUCAUAUACUGAUGCACAUUGCUAACUUGUUGGCUUUGCUUCUAAUAUCAACAUCAGUCCAGGCUCCACAUUCUCAAUCUUAAAUGUGAAAUGUCGAAGACCUUCACUUCAGUCUGCUGAUAUUUCUCUCUGGACCUUACUGCUAUUGAAAGCCAGCCAAACUCCCCCUAUAAAAAAACCCAGGCAAACAGUAUGAAGGAUGCAUGCGCGUGAGGUAUCAAUGAUUGAUUUUACUGAAGAUAAUUAAUGGGGAGGCUGUUAUAGAAGUGGUGCAUCCAUCUAUUGCUUGGAUGAGGUAGAGUCAUCGAACUUCCAAACUAUAUGAUCCUUGAAUCCUUCACACACGACAGUUCACAGUUUACCAAAAACAACUUUGUAAAGAAAAAGCAAAGGAACUGGAUGGGAUUAUCAUCUGAAGCCUAACCUACGAAGAGCUGUACCACCUCAUAUCUGGAGAAAAUAGUUACCCUGGUAUUCAAAUCAUGUCCAUGGCAGGUACAUCUAUCAAGUUCUAUCUUGAUUUACUUUUUUUUUGUAUCUGAACCCGUUUUGUUUCCCACUUGUGUAUCUUGAUGUCUCCGGAAUUUGGAUAGACAAGGAUAUUUCCUAAAUCAAGAAUGAGGUCCUAUAAUCUGCUGGUACAGAUUGGUGCUUUAAGACCUUAGCUGCUUAGCAUAACCAGCUUAUUUUGGCUUGCACUGAAUGUCCCAUUUGGCCUUGUGUUAAAUUAGAUGGUUCUUUGUAGCAAUGUAGUUUUUUUGUUCUGAAAAUAUUCCUCAUUACCAUCUGUGAAGAAACUUUUCAGUGUAAGAUUAGCUAUUUACACAGCAACUAACAUACUGUUUUUUUUUCAAUCCUUUCUUGCUGUAUCAAGGUUUUACUAAUUUCAUAUCUUCCACAGGAGGCUAACAGUAACAAUGAUGGGAAAGCAGCACGUCCAUACCUAGACCGUGUAAACUGUGAUUUGUCGACUGCCCUGUAACUGCCCUGUAUUACAGAAAUCUUCAGUAAAACUGCAUCGAGGGGAACUCGUGGCAGAAUACACGCUCGCGGUGCGGGCUGCGAAAUCAUGACCUACUUAAAGCAAAAAAAAUUAUGAGGUAUAAUCUUGCGUUGCUGGCAUUGUGGAAGGCAGUGCCUGAUGUGUCACGUCUCAUGGAUCCAAGAGGCUGUCGAUGCACAUUUCCUGUGCCCAUUUCCGUUUGCCCGUUUCAAGCUGGGUUCUGGCUGGAGACACAUCCGUGACGUCCGCACCCGACGCGUGCCUUGAGCCAGCUGUUAUGCCUACCUGAAACCUGAGCGUACACCGGACAGGGCGAGAGCUGUGUCCAUGUUCAGUGACCUGGUGUACUUGAGGUUGCGGUCCCAUGAGGCAGCGGCCACUGGCAGCGAAAAACAUAACUCAGCAAUCUGCAUGCUGCUGUCGAGCGAUGAGCCGAUGAUGCAUGAACCGAUGGUGAUGUAGCAGAAUUAUAAGUGCUUGUGCUGUAGUUCUACUUCGGAAGAUGGACUUCUGCUGCUCAGCUGCUGGGAAGGUAUGGUUCUGUCUGCUGCCACUUCGUUUUUAUGAAGGAAAAUCGAGAUUGAAUGCUGCAGCUGAAUCACGACAGCAUGUACUUUCUAGCAUCAAUUUUUCAUCCUGCAGUACGUUUCUGGUUCAAUAAUCUCUUCACCAAUCAGUAUGCUGCUGGCAAGUGACGAUGAUAUGUUUAUCAGGUGUCGUGCAGCCAGAAUCAGGCAUGUGCUCGAGCUGUACUCAUGGAGUGCACUGGGGCGCUGGGAAGUUGAGGUUCUGUCUGCUUCCGCUUCGUCCUAGCCAUCACAUCCGGCGUGGCAGCGUCCUGCAUUCUGGAACGCGAUUUCGCACCUAAUUCCGGCGCGCUCGUCACUGCAUCCUUGUAGACACGCACCACUGUCCACUGGCGGAGCAGGAUCAUUCCAGCUCGAUCGUACUGUUGAGUUUUUUUUUUUUCCGAAGAAGAUACACCGAUGUAUUAAUAAUCAUCAUUAGUUGUAUAAGGAACAUCAAAGGUAAAUAGGUCGAUGGAUCACCUAGUGACGAUUGCAAACAGUAGAGCGAGUCAAAGAUGCGCCGUGGUUCUUUGCCUUCCCUCACCAGAGUUGGACAAAGCUUGCAAUAAUAGUGUGUGUUGUAAUAGAUAGAUGGAAAGUUAUUGUGCUAAAGCCAAAAAAACCAACGCAAUUGAACAUCAACCACUGUUCUUGGCUUCC